This is a messenger RNA of Carcharodon carcharias (great white shark), 2068 nucleotides long. RefSeq names its product ABC transporter G family member 27-like. Gene Ontology annotation, cellular component: plasma membrane. NCBI's taxonomy places the organism in Eukaryota, Metazoa, Chordata, Chondrichthyes, Lamniformes, Lamnidae. The transcript is spliced from 14 exons. Bases 100 to 2031 code for a protein of 643 amino acids. Gene Ontology annotation, molecular function: ABC-type transporter activity; ATP hydrolysis activity; ATP binding. The record is from RefSeq and is a predicted model, not a curated record.
ACCACCACCCCCUCCAGCCAGUUCACCCCCUCCCCAGCAUCUCCAGCCCCGUCAGUUUCAAUAGCUCUUCCCCCCGCUCCCAUCGCCGGCUGAUUCAGGAUGCUGGAAGGACCAGCUGCAGAGGAGGCUUUACUCUCUGGCCGGCCACCGGAAGACCCUGAGACAGCUGAAGUGAGACGGAGAGCUGGCCUGGAGCUGAAAUUCCGGGGGCUCAACAUGCAGAUCAAAGGCCGGGCGAUCCUGUGCAACGUGUCGGGGACGGUCCAACCUGGGGAGCUCCUGGCCGUCAUGGGGCCUAGCGGCUCGGGUAAGACCACACUCCUCAGUGCCCUCUCCGGGAGGCAGCCCGUGAAGUCGGGCACUAUCAAGGUGAACGGGGUGCCGCUCAACAAACAACUGCGCCGCACUAUCUGCUACGUCAUGCAGCAAGACAUCUUCUUCCCCAACCUGACGCUCAAGGACACGCUCAUGUACCAGGCCCACCUGAAAUUGCCCAGCUCGAUGAAGCUGCAGGAGAAGGAGCAGAUUGUGACCAACCUUGUCGAAGAGUUGGACAUCAAGAAGUGCUACAACACCAUUAUUGGUGAUGAAUAUUUACGUGGUCUCUCAGGAGGAGAACGCAAACGAGCUAAUAUUGCCUGCGAGCUGCUAUCGGAUCCUGCUCUCAUGCUGUUAGAUGAACCGACCUCGGGACUGGACUCGAGUACGGCCUACAGCCUGUGCUUUACACUGAAACGAUACGUGGAAAAGCAUCGGAAGACCGUCGUUUCAUCGAUCCACCAGCCGUCGUCACAGAUUUACCACAUGUUCGACAAACUCCUUCUCAUGAGUGAGGGAGAGAUUGCCUACUAUGGAGCUUCAAGCAAAAUCCUGGAAUUCUUUGCCGCCCUUGGCCUGUAUUGCACCCCGCACUACAAUCCCGCUGACUUCAUUUUGGAUAAAGUCAAGGAGUCUUCUGAAGUGAGACGGAGAAUAGUGGCGUCUGCAAAUGAGUUACGGAAAACCAGCUUGGAAUCCCCUCUGGACCCGGAGUUCACAGAUGAUCCCGAUGAGAAACGUCCAAACGGUCUCACUAUCAAGAAGGAAGGUCAAUGGAAAUUAUCCAAAUACGCACUGAAGCAAGGUGAGUACUCUGUGGCUUUAGAAAAGGACUCGAGCAGAAAAUGGCCCUCCUCCUUUUGGACUCAGUAUUCCACUCUGACCUCACGCAACUUCAAGCAGCAACGGGCAGUGAUCCUCUCCUGGCUGAAUAUCGUCCAGACAUUGACCAUGGCGUUUGUCCCUGGCAUCAUCUGGUGGCAGCUGCCGAAGGUGGAAGAACAGAUCUACGCCAGGUCAGGACUGAUUUAUUUUAUUCUGCUCUAUUGGGCGUUCACCCCAAUCUUCCACACCUUAAGCACAUUCCCACUGGAACGCCCAGUCAUCAACAAGGAGAGGCUGUCUGGCUCCUAUCGCCUCUCCGCCUACUAUCUGGCCAAAAUGACAAGCGAGUUGCCCCUGACGAUCAUCCAGCCUCUCAUCAGCCUGACCAUUGCCUUCUGGAUGGGUGGUCUUAAUGGUGUCAUUGCUUACUUUGUCGGCUUGGCAAUGAUAAUGCUCGGAUCAAUCACAGCACAAUCCAUCGGUCUCUUUGCCAGCGCUCUCUUCCUCAGGAUUGACCAGUCCAUCAUCUUCGCCACCAUCUUCAUGCUGAGCACCCUGCUCCUCGGAGGCUUCUACAUCCAGCGGCUGCCGGCUUGGCUCACCUGGGCUCGCUACCUGGCUUUUGUCAUCUACCCCUUCCACGUGAUGCUGAGCUUUGAGUUUUCCAAUAACCACACCAUCCUAUGUAAAGAGGAGAACUCAGCCUAUCGGCACUGCAACAUGGUCAGGAACACCACCAACGCCUCCGUCUACAUCCCCAGGGACGAGAUCCUGGCCUAUUUCGAGGUCACACUCCCGAUCUGGGCCGAUGUCUUAAUUCUUCUCCUGUUUCUGGUGGCCUUUCGGGUGGCCUGCUACCUUCUCCUCAGAUUCUACCGCAAGCCGUGAACCUCACCAUGGCCUGCUCGCCUUUUGAUCCUUUUGU